Messenger RNA from Argiope bruennichi, 4654 nucleotides. RefSeq names its product homeobox protein PKNOX1-like. NCBI's taxonomy places the organism in Eukaryota, Metazoa, Arthropoda, Arachnida, Araneae, Araneidae. Gene Ontology annotation, biological process: regulation of transcription by RNA polymerase II. The coding region runs from base 553 to 2082 and encodes 509 amino acids. Gene Ontology annotation, molecular function: RNA polymerase II cis-regulatory region sequence-specific DNA binding; DNA-binding transcription factor activity, RNA polymerase II-specific. The transcript is spliced from 11 exons. The record is from RefSeq and is a predicted model, not a curated record.
UCCCUCCCUUUGUACAGCCGUUGGACGCAGAAGUAGAUUUAUUCUUGUCAUCAGGCUAUUUUAUCCCAUCCCACAAGCACUUCACCGGUAAAUUAGAGACGCCCACUGAUUUACGCAAGUUGCCAAAAGACCAUAUUUUUACGCAAAAUUGGAUACUCUAAACUUGGUCAAACACUACGUAAACCCCGUUGGGAUUUGUAACCCGCGCAAUUAGUGAAGUGUGCGACUGGGAGGAGCAACUGUCGCAUACAAGCGACCACUCUAUUCACACUACUCGAUGUCAGCAAAGCUGAGUGCCGUGGAGGACGACCCAAGGAUGUAGUAGAGCCCCGCCUGGGAUGGCUGAAGUGCUCACUUCCCAAAAUCAACUAUUUCUAUUCUAUAGAAAAAUAUGGAUAUAAUCAAAUUUAAGAAUUAUUGGUAUUUGGACGUUCCAUCCCCGACGGAGCUCUCAUGACGUCAGACGCGUCAAUUCUGGGGUGGGCCAUAGUCAGCGAUAAUUGACGCCGCCAUUUUUGACGAAGACUGACACAUAGUUUACUUUUAUCAAGUAUGCAAGAACCUUCUCCUGGAGGGGGGAAAAUUAUAACUGGAAUUCCAACAACUAUCCAAGAUUACCACGAUUCUAACAUCUCAAUGAUUGGUCAGUGCAUGGAUGUUUCUGAAGCCGCUCUUGCAAGUGGUGGCCAAGGAAUGGUUGUUCCUAAUCAGAAUGUGCCCACAGAUCCCCAGACACAAGCUCAGUUUGAAGCUGAUAAACGAGCUGUUUAUAAGCAUCCUCUAUUCCCUCUAUUAGCCUUAUUAUUUGAAAAGUGUGAAUUAGCAACACAAAGUGCUGAAGUUUCAUCUUCAGAAAGUUUCAACAUGGACAUUCAAGCAUUUGUUCAGCAUCAAGAGCGUGAUAGAAAACCAUUUUUUAGCGAUGAUCCUGAUGUAGAUAGCUUGAUGGUUAAAGCUAUACAAGUUUUAAGAAUUCAUCUUCUUGAGUUAGAAAAAGUUCAAGAACUUUGUAAAGACUUUUGCAAUCGUUAUAUUGCUUGUUUGAAAAACAAAAUGCAAAGUGAGAAUUUACUGAGGCCAGAUUAUCCUGGUCUUGGAAACAACAUGCCAAGUUCUGGGUCAAGUACACCUUCCAGUGGUGGAAGUAGCUCUCAGCCAUUACCAGUUCCUGGUAGCAAUGGUACUAUCAAUAACUAUGUCUUACAACCAGGUCUUUCUCCCAAUCCCAUGCCUGUAAAUAAUAUUAAUCAGAACCAAAUUGUAUCUGGGGGAAAUUUGUAUCAAAUGGUGCAGACACCACAAGGUCUAAUGGCUCAGCCCAUACAGGUCAGCCCCAAUUCCAGUGCUCAUAUAGUUCAUGGGAGCACACCAUUAUCACAGAUAGGUGCCUCACCAAUGGCUCAAGAUACAAGGAUACAGACCAUAGGUAGCUCACCUCCCAGACCUUUAAUACAUAGUGGGGAUGAUGAUGAUGAUGACCUUAUAAGCAAAAAGAAACAGAAAAGAGGCGUUCUUCCUAAACAUGCCACCAGUAUUAUGAGGUCAUGGCUAUUUCAGCACAUUGUUCAUCCGUAUCCCACUGAAGACGAAAAGAAGCAAAUUGCUCACCAAACAAAUCUAACAUUGCUACAAGUGAAUAACUGGUUUAUCAAUGCGAGAAGACGGAUUUUGCAACCAAUGCUUGAUGCCAGUAACCCAGAAACUAAUCAUAAAUCCAAAAAAUCUAAAACUCAGUCAAAUCGGCCCGUGCAGAGGUUCUGGCCUGAAAACAUUGCCUCUAUUCAACCUCAAGUUCAGAGUUCAAAUGAAUCUGAGCAUAGCCCUUCUGGUGAGAACAAUCAAGUUACAAGCCCCAGUGAUGCCCAGGCAGGCACAUCAGGUAUAAAUCAGCAGUGCAAUCAUUUUGCUGGUGGGAGCAGCACAACUCCUGAAACUGGGCAUUCAUCACCUGAUGGUAACCUCAGCCAAAACUGUUCUGAUGGCGAAGUCAACAAGGUCCCUUCCAUUGGAAGUUUGGAUGACUUGAGUAUGAGCUGCAACACAACGACCGAUGAAGAAAACGAUGAAGACGAUAAGCGAUAGCUGCAGUGUAAAAUAAUGUUUCUAGUAACAUUUCUCUUUCAUGUUUAAUACUGUGUUAAAGUGAACAUUCACUGUUUAGGUUCAUCGUUAAUGAAUGUGAUUUUGUACAUUAUCUUUGUGUGAUUAUGUCAGCACUUAAAAAGAGCUUAUUUAAAACUUCAAUAGCCAGAAUUGGUAGUUUUGUUGUAGAUCAUUGAUUUUUUUUAAUGAUGUUUUUUCUUUUGUUGAAUAUUGUGCAAAAAUGGCACAAAAUAAGAAAUGCCGAAUUUUUCCCCCUUGUUGGAUUUUUGAACUUUUUUUUAGUGUUUGUGUUUUUUUGUAUAUGUGAAAAACAUUUUUACGUUUUUUUCCCUCUUUUAAAAUUUUAAUUAAAAAAAAGAAGGAAUGUUAGUUUACUAAUGCACUUUAAUCUAAUUCUUGCAUGUUAAUAGAAUGUUUUUGUUUUUUUUUCCAUAUUGUAUUUAGUUUACAAUUUAUUUUAGACUUUCAUAAAUUUUCUUCUAAAUAUUAUUUUAUACAAUUUUUAUAAUUUCUUGUCUGUUUGAAAAUGGACACAAAUGUAAAACAAGUAUGGUGGGAAAAUGUUAACUACUUUGUAUUAAAUUAAAAGACUCCAUUCUACAUUGAGAUUUAAACUUGAAAUUAAUUUUUUGUCCUUCAAAUUUUAUAAUUUUGAUUGUACAAGAAUAGAUACAUUCUGAGUGAUUUAAUACAUUUAUUUCCAUGUUUAUGUUUUUAAUCCUAUUUCUUUUUUAUUAUAAAAGUAAAUGUAUGGAUGUGUCACAUUUUAAGAUUUUUCUUCAUUAUCGAAUCUUGAAAGUUUUCUAGUAAUUUCAUAUAUUUGUUUCAGGAACUACCAUGACAUUAAUGUAAAUAUUCAAUUACAUUUAAUCAUGCAUUUAUGAUAAUCAAACAAAAUUUUUCAUAUUCUAAAAUUAUAAUAAUGUUAUGUUAUACCAGAUACAAUUGCAAUGAAAAAAAUACUAGGAAUACGUGCAGUUUUGAAUUAUUGUAGAUUAUAAUAGUAGAAUCAGAUGAAGAAUCUCAAAAAUUGUCUUCUUUCUUACUUUUACAAAUUGAAAUCAUGGAAUGUUACAAUGUUUAAUCCCCAUAAUACUUAACUUUCAUAACAAUUUCAAUUUUUAAAUAAUUACAAAAAUGUGUUGAAUAUAUUUACUGUUUCACAUUUUAUAAUAUGCAUAGGUUAUGCUUUCAUUUUUUUACAUGUGUAUUUUCUUUUCUUUUGCAGCUAUUUUUAGGUAUUUUGUAGAUAUUUAUUAGUAGGAAUGAAAUAACAUUAGUCCAAUUUUAUAACAUUUUCAAAUUAGUAAAUUUAUGUAUGAAAUCCAAAAUCUGCUACAUGAUUUUCAGCAUUUAUUCCAUAUAAUACUUUUCAUGAUUCUAUUUUUAAAUCAGCAUGAGAAAUCUGUAAUUAAUUAAUUUGUAAUAAUCUGUAUAUUAAAUCUGUUUUAAUGUGACUUUAUAUUAAUUUAUAAUUAAAGCUGUAAUUAAUUGAACACCACUAUUAAUAUAUUUAUAAAAUUGGAAUUAUUUUGUAAUUUUAUUAUUCUAGAAGGAUUUGUUUUAAUAUUUCAGCAAAUGUAAAACAACAACAGCAAAAAAAAAAAAAAAAAAAAAACAGUUAUUUUUUUUCUCCCUCUUCUUUAUGCAAAUGGUUUUCAAUCAACAACUUAUUAUUAACCAAUUUUUAUUGCCAACAGCUACAAUAAAUGAAUACUGAAAAUUCAACAUAUCAACAAUUAAUUAAUUGUUGCAUGUAAUUAUUUUUUUCCUUCUUUUUAUUAUAUUUUAGUGUUAAGUCAUAGUUGUGGUCUACACAAAAACAAAAGCAACUCUAUCCAAUUUUUUUUUUCAUUAUGUCUGUAAUACUCAAUGCUUGAAUGUCUCUUCAAGCUCUAUUUAGAAUUUUAUCGAAUAAAAUAUUUUAAAGACUAGAAUUUGCUCAUUAUUAAGCAAUAAAAUGAACAUUUUACUCUCUAAUAAGAAUCUAUGCAAUUCAUUCAUACAGGGAAAGAAAAGAGAUUUAGAGUCUUAUUGGAAAUGUAUAUUAUUUCAUGCAUGAUGUAAGUUUUGCAUAUGCAUGAAUAUUGUAAUGAGAAAUACAAGUGUGUAUUUAUUUUUAAAAGUUAAAAAUUUUAAACUAUUAACCGAAUUAAUGAACUUAGUAAGUAUACUUUACUUACUAUGAAUUUUUAAUAGGUAAGUUUUUUGAGUGAGGCUUUUGCAUCUCUGUAAAUUUCUUCAAUUGCUACUGUCUUCUUUUUACUAUCUAGUCUUUAUAUAAAAUUCUCGCCUUUUAUUUAAAGAAAAAUCAGUAUUCGGAGAAGUAUUCUUGUUUCAAUUUUUAUGAUUAGAAUUUCUUCACUCUAGUAUUAUGAGAUGCCUCCGCAUGCAACUGUGUGAUUAUACUUAAACUUUUGUAGCUGUUUGUAUAUAAAAUCUAGUUUUAAAAUUCGAACUCUUGAUGAUUAGGAAAAUAUGCUUGAUUAUAAUCUGUAACUAACUGAUCAAAUUGAUCAAACUAUUGUUAUUGUAAAAAGUUUUAAUGAUC